Molecule: messenger RNA, 1384 nt
Organism: Eubalaena glacialis (North Atlantic right whale)
Lineage: Eukaryota; Metazoa; Chordata; Mammalia; Artiodactyla; Balaenidae
Gene: CD274
Product: CD274 molecule
Exons: 7
Coding region: 92-961 (289 amino acids)
Biological process (GO): immune response; negative regulation of T cell proliferation; cellular response to lipopolysaccharide
Cellular component (GO): external side of plasma membrane
Source: RefSeq, a predicted model, not a curated record
AGCCGCCGCGGGUGGUCCUCGCAGUCCGGGGCGCAGUGCCGAAGCCUCCCCGCCAGCCGAGAGUCUCCCGCCCGCAGGUCAUUCCAGAAAGAUGAGGAUAUAUAGUAUCUUUACAUUCAUGGCUUACUGUUGUUUGCUGAAAGCAUUUACUAUCACAGUUCCCAAGGACCUGUAUGUGGUAGAGUAUGGCAGCAAUGUGACAUUGGAAUGCAAAUUUCCAGUAGACAAACAAUUAAACCUGUUGGCAUUAGUUGUUUACUGGGAAAUGGAGGAUAAGAAAAUUAUUCAGUUUGUGAAUGGGGAGGAAGACCUGAAUGUUCAGCACAGUAGCUACAACCAGAGGGCCCUGCUGUUGAAGGACCAGCUCUCCUUGGGAAAGGCCGCACUUCAGAUAACAGAUGUGAAAUUGCAGGAUGCAGGGAUUUACUGCUGCUUGAUCAGCUAUGGCGGUGCUGACUACAAGCGGAUUACUUUGAAAGUCAAUGCUCCAUACCGCAAAAUCAACCAAACAAUUUCUGUGGAUCCGGUCACCUCUGAACAUGAACUAAUGUGUCAGGCUGAGGGUUACCCUGAGGCUGAAGUCAUCUGGACAAGCAGUGACCACCAAGUCCUGAGUGGUAAAACCACCAUCACCAGUUCCAAGAGGGAGGAGAAGCUUUUCAAUGUGACCAGCACACUAAGAAUCAACACAACAGCUAACGAGAUUUUCUACUGCAUUUUUCGGAGAUUAGGUCAUGAGGAAAACAGUACAGCUGAGUUGGUCAUCCCAGAACCAUAUCCAGAUCCAGCAAAAAAGAGGACUCACUUGGUGAUUCUGGGAGCUCUCCUGUUGUUCCUUAGUGUAACCCUGACAAUCAUCUCCUGUCUAAAAAGAGAUGUGAGAAUGAUGGAUGUGGAAAAAUGUGGCACCCGAGAUAUGAACUCAAAGCAGCAAAAUGAUACACAAUUUGAGGAGACGUAAUCCGACGUUGAAACUUCUGAUCUUAAAGCAGGGAUUCUCAGCCUGUGGUUUGAGUUCGUCAGGGUUAGGCAUGGCCAGAGGCAUGCAAUGGGCCAGUGGGCUGCAGAUGAUGUAGUACUUAAAAGGCCCAAGCUCUGAAAAUGGAAGCUGGGAAAGAAGAGGAGAACAAAGGAAGAAGGAGUAAAAAAGGUAGCCUUAGCCUGGAAGGAAACCUUGAUACUUCAAAAUAACUAGGAGACUCAUCAAUGCAUAUGAAAAGGAGAAAGGACACUUCUGAAUGAUAUAUCUCCAUGCAAAUUAUCCAUCACUCAUCCUAGGAAAACAGGUUGAGAUUCCCUGAUCUAAUGGUCAGUUCCUGCAGAAGUGCCCUUUGCCUUCACUCAGUGUUGAUUUGUCUUCUGGGUAAUUGAGAGUCCCAGUGUU